Molecule: messenger RNA, 765 nt
Organism: Melitaea cinxia (Glanville fritillary)
Lineage: Eukaryota; Metazoa; Arthropoda; Insecta; Lepidoptera; Nymphalidae
Product: myophilin-like
Exons: 1
Coding region: 152-715 (187 amino acids)
Molecular function (GO): protein binding
Source: RefSeq, a predicted model, not a curated record
GUCGAUAGUGAAAAUGAUAAAGUUUUAAGCGGUUACAUUGAUGUAACGAUAAUCGUUAUCAAUCGUAUAAUGUGUCAUAUAGCUGAUAUUGAGAGUUCCUUAUCACAAGGAGCUCAGUGGCUACGUGUCCGCAAAGCUGACAACACAAAAAAUGGCUGAAUAUCGCGCUGGGAAAGCUGGUAUCAACGCCGAGGCGCAGGCGAGAAUCAACAGCAAAUAUAACAACGACAUCGCUCAAGAGACUCUCGAAUGGAUAAAGAGCAUCACUGGAGAACCCGAGAAUACCUCGGGAGAUGUCGACAAUCUAUACGAAGUACUUAAAGAUGGUACCCUUCUCUGCAACCUAGUUAACAAGUUUCAGGAGGGUUCGGUCAAGAAAAUAAACAAAUCGACGAUGGCAUUCAAGUGCAUGGAAAAUAUAAACGCCUUCCUCGAAGCCGUGAAGAAAUUGGGCGUGCCCGCGCAGGAAACAUUCCAGACGAUCGAUCUUUGGGAGAAACAGAACCUUUACUCUGUGGUGAUCUGUCUACAGUCUUUGGGGAGGAAGGCCGGUAACUUCGGUCUGCCGUCCAUCGGGCCGAAGGAAGCCGAGAAGAAUGUACGAGAAUUUACCGAAGACCAACUAAAAGCCGGUCAGAACGUGAUAUCACUACAGUACGGUACGAACAAGGGCCAGCAGUCGGGCAUCUCAUUCGGUAAUAGGCGUCAAAUGUAAUUUGUAUUUGUUUAAUUAAACUUAAUAAAUAUAUUUUUUAUUAUUUUUAA